AUGUGGGAUGAGCGACCUUUUCAUCACAAAGUUUUCAUUUAUAAUCAGUUCGUUACCAACUUUACUAGGUGGCAGAACACUGUUGACGAGAAUAACGACGUUCAUGUUAGUCAUCCAGUUACCAAUUUCGAAUUCUUUUAUGAACCCUUUUACGUAGCCCCCGACACAGUUCCACCGCACGACGAACGAUUCAUCGGAUACGGAACACAAGAAAUAGUAUACGAGAUGUACGUGGCUGGUUACGAGUUUGUUGUGCUUUCACCAAUUUUCACUUGUCAUUGGGGUUUGCAGAUAAAGCACACGAAGCCGCCGUGGCAGGAACACCAGAACAACAUGAACCGAAAACAAUUCGAUGGAUUCAAACGUGAAAUCUUUGCUAAAUACAACAAGGAUCCGUUGAACUUGAUGUCUUCUCAGAAGAAAAAAGGUGCACCUUAA
Messenger RNA from Aethina tumida (small hive beetle), 438 nucleotides. Its product is annotated as beta-1,4-glucuronyltransferase 1-like. The coding region runs from base 1 to 438 and encodes 145 amino acids. Lineage: Eukaryota; Metazoa; Arthropoda; Insecta; Coleoptera; Nitidulidae. The transcript has 3 exons. Gene Ontology annotation, molecular function: glucuronosyltransferase activity. The record is from RefSeq and is a predicted model, not a curated record.